This is a messenger RNA of Nerophis lumbriciformis (worm pipefish), 2038 nucleotides long. RefSeq names its product guanylyl cyclase-activating protein 2-like. Gene Ontology annotation, molecular function: calcium ion binding; calcium sensitive guanylate cyclase activator activity. Gene Ontology annotation, cellular component: cone photoreceptor outer segment; photoreceptor inner segment. The record is from RefSeq and is a predicted model, not a curated record. Gene Ontology annotation, biological process: visual perception. Lineage: Eukaryota; Metazoa; Chordata; Actinopteri; Syngnathiformes; Syngnathidae.
CAGACAGCAGACAUGUUGCUUCACUGAGUGUUGGUGUCUCUGCGGCCAGGAUACAUUUCAGCAUUUUCCAGACCGAUUUGUGAUGAUGGGGCAGGAGCAAAGCCAAAAUGAGGAGAUGGACUUGGCCCAGAUUCAGGAGCUAUGCAUCGUUUUUAUGAAGGAAUGUCCAAGCGGUGCUCUGCAUUUGCACGAGUUCAAGAGAAUCUUUGGCGUCUCCAGCUCCUCUGCAGAGGAGUCUCUCUUCAUUGAAACUAUAUUCCGCUCUUUUGACACAAACCAGGACAACGCGCUGGACUUCCUGGAGUACGUUGCAGCGCUUCAUCUGAUCUUGAGAGGGAACCUUGAAGAUCGGCUCAAGUGGUCUUUUAAAAUGUACGACAAGGAUGGGAAUGGAAAGUUAGACCGGCAAGAGGUGAAACGGAUCAUAAAGAUUUUGUACAAAAUAAAGCUACAAAACUCUGAUGUCAGUUUGACACCGUCUGAAAUCUGUGACAGAAUCUUUGACCUGGUUGACCAGAACAAUGAUGGUCAGAUUACCUUGGCAGAGUUCAUGGAGGGAGCCCAGCAGGAUGAAUGGGUCAUGAACAUUCUCAAGUUGGACGUCAACGUCUCCGGCUGGGUCAUCCAGAAUUGGGGCAAAUGAUCCAAUCAAUGAUAUCAGUAAUUUAACAAAGCUUUGCUUAAACACAGACACAUGUUCUGUGUGGGCAUUUGAUGUCUCCAAGAUGAUUUGGUGGUUUGGCGGUGGAGGCAGUGGACCUUUUACAGGCUGUGUUACGCUGCUGAUUGAUGGUCAGAAUCGUUGCUUCAUUCCUCUCAUCGGACCUGCCAAGAAAGACUCAAGACUCAAGAAAGUCAAUAUUUGGGAGGAGGUUUGUUUUUGAAUGCAAGGCAAGGAAGUGUCAAUAAUCAUUAUUAUUGAAAACAUGCUUAUGUCAGCAGUUACUACAUACCUUCUACCUCCUCUUGUUGCCAUUUUUUCAUGAUUCUAUAUUAUGUUUGAUGUAAUCAUUUUAGCAUGACAAAAUAUUUGUACACAUCACGUUAUGGCUGCCACAAAUUGUCAUUUUGUUUGUGCAAUUUUCUUCAGUGUUUUUCUUGGCGGUUUAGGUUCCCCGUAUCUUAAAGGGGAACCCCAAUUUUUUGGGAAUUUGACCUAUCAUUCACAUCCUUCAGUAAGACUAUAAAAUAUACGUUUUUCUUUUUUUUAUGCAUUCUAACUAGUAAAUAAAUGCGAGCAAAAGUCCGCUUACAAUGGAGUCUGUGGGAGUUGUUCUAUUCUGCCUAAAAAGCGCCGUAAAAAACAUCCAAUCACUUCCAUCAAGGUUUUAUAUACACUCUGUGAGUAUAUUUGUAAUGUAAUAAAAGGCACAAUUAUAAUAACAUUUAAUAUUUACAUAGUUUGCUCAUUUUAAGCAUACAGCGGCACAUUAUUUCACAAACACUCCACAACGUUUGCUUUUUUCCCCCAAGACAUCACUGUCAUGUCUGUGAUCAUGUUUUGUUUAGUUAUGUUUUGCUUGGUUUUUGGACACUUUUUAGUUCCUGUUUUCACUCUCUUGCUUUGUCACCAUAGCAACCAUUAGUUUCACCUGGUUCACAUCCUCAUGUCACGCACCUGUCUGACGUUUUCACAUUUUGAGUCACGCACCUGCUGUCACUAAUCAUGUCACUAUUAUUUAAGCUUCCAGUUGCCAGGCUGUCUUUCUGGCGACAUCACUCUGCUUCAUGCCAUGUUUACGGUUUCAUGCUUAGUUCACGCUGCUUGUUUCAUAGUCCAUGCUGCCCUGUUCAUGUCAUCGCAAGUAAGUUUUGUUUAUUAAUACCACAGUUAGUGUUUUUGUUUCAUGUUCAGUUAAUUGCCUUUGUGCUAGGCAACUAUUUUCGUGUAUUCCCAUAAUGCCAUACUUGUUUGCAGGAACGGGAACAUUGGUAAUAUUCAUCAUUCUUAAUUGCAUGUAUUUUUUGUAUUAUUACUGUAAUAAGUUAUAUUUAUUUACUAUGUUGAAUUAUUUGUGUAGUUUUUUUUAUUAAUUAU